CUCAUUUGUUUGUUUUCGUUGUCGAUAAUAAAAAAAGAAAUGCGUGUUUGUGUGCAUAUGAUUAGAUCGUAGCUAUGCAAAGACGAAAUGCAUCAUCAUGGUACGUUAAUUGAUUUAACUGAAUAGGAAACAAUAAUCUAUCAUCCCUCUUGUCGACGAGGUUUGACAAGAGAUUAACAGCCUAACUCACAGAGCUGCUGUGGUUUGAGAGGCCAUGGGCCGGCUGGAUGAUGCCGCCAAACACAAAGUGGUGGAGCUGCGGAAAGCUGGUCUGAGUUUCCGCAAGAUCAAAGCUGUGCUGGAGCUGGAGAACAUCAAGGUGUCUGCACAAGCCAUCUACCUGUUCCUGAGGGAGUUCCAAGGGAGGCCGCCAGGGAGGGUCAGACCUGUGGAGGCUGGAAGCAGCAAAACAACAGCACAGGUGCAAGCUCGAGGCGGGGCAAUACAAGAGAACUGGAGUAACAUUCAUCUCCAAAACCUAAUACGGGAGGCAUCUCACCAUGCUGGCUUUACAGCUGCUGCAGACUUUGCCAAGCAAGCGUCCACAAAUCCAGAGGCUAGUGUGAAGCCAUCUGGGUAUGGGGAGACCAGUGGAGGCAGCAGGCCAGAACAGCAACACGAGGGAGAUAAGGAAGAAAAUGACAUCCAGAUUGUUAGCGUCACCUCCCUUGCACAAAACAGUCAACAAAGAGGUCCCCAAUCCACUGUAACAAGGGCAGAGACAGGCGCUGUGUCUUCCACACUAACAGGUACUGGAGCCUUCAUGAGGAGGAGAGUCACACCUUCUCCAGCCACCAAUUCAAUGUUGGCAGCUCGGAAGAGACUUUUGGAUAAAGCGCUGUCACACAGGGUGAAGUCAUACCAUCAAAUGGCGUCGUUGUUGAGGAGAGAUCACCCAAGUGUCCAGGGUUCUGAUUUGAGAAGUGUAAUGCCUCAGCAGCCUGAAACUUAUGAUCUGACCACUGAAAAGACUGUUUUGGACGGUCAGCCAGGAGGAGGCAGUGCCCCCAGGCGUUUUCUGACACAGAGACCAGGUCUGUCUGUCCAUUCCCCUCACCCUCCUCCUCGGGUUGGCAUUCGUCUUCCUAAUCGGCCACCAGCUCCUUUAACAGCCUCAGCUCCUGGGGGUGCCGUCAUUCGCCUUCAGACUCCUGGAGGUCAGGCGGCUACUCGUAGUGAGGGGAACCCAAGCCCUCAGCUGGGAGUCCAGGACGCCGGAGGGAGAAGUGGCCUGCAGGAGCAGAUUUACACCUUGGGUUCUGAGGUGCGCAGCUUGGGCCUGGCAGUGAAGAUGCUGGUGGAGCAGCAGUGCCGCCUGGAGAGGGAGCAGUCGCAGCAGACACACAUUCAGAAGCAGAUCCUCAGCACUCUACAGAGCUUCGCCUCCAAACUUGGACACUGUAGCAGUUCUCAACAGCAGCAAAACAAAACUCCAUCCCCCUCUGCUUUGCCAACACCUUCUGCAUCUACCUCCUUCAGCCAAGACACCUUCAGCUUUAGUCAAGGCACAUACACGCAGUGCAGCCAAACCCAACCAAGCUACAACUCUUUAGAGAGUUUAGAAAAUGUAGAGGCCUUUAAACUGCCGGGACUGAGCCCUACAAGCAUGAAUGGGUUUCCACCAUGUAGCAAUGCUGAGAACCUCCCACUUACUCACACUCCCCCUCAAACACAGCCAUAUGCAGCUGCAUACACACAGCAGAGCAAUCAAACACUCAUGCCACCUUACACACAAUCCUACAAUUCUACAUACAGCCAGUCACAUUCUCAGAGUUUCAGAAUAUCAGAGAGCAAAUCAUCUGAUUUCCCAAGCAGCUGUUCAGCAAGGACUCUCCAGGACUGCAGUGUUUCCUCUGAACUGCUGAUGAACUCCAAUUCUGACCAGGAUCAACAGAUUAAUAUUAUCAAAGUGGAAGCACCAUAGAGGACUUCAGUGUUUUGGGACU
This is a messenger RNA of Seriola dumerili (greater amberjack), 1946 nucleotides long. RefSeq lists its product as uncharacterized. The coding region runs from base 215 to 1924 and encodes 569 amino acids. The transcript has 4 exons. Lineage: Eukaryota; Metazoa; Chordata; Actinopteri; Carangiformes; Carangidae. The record is from RefSeq and is a predicted model, not a curated record.